UUGUGUGUGUGUGUGUGUACAUAUAUAAUGCUGAUAUUGUUUAAAUUUUAUGUUAAAUCAAAUUCUUUUAGUGCCUCAAUGAUGGGACUCCAGAAGUGAGGGAUGCAGCCUUUUCUGCUUUGGCAGCAGUGGCUAAGGUGGUUGGCAUGAGGCCUUUAGAAAAAUCGUUGGAGAAACUGGAUGACGUUAGAAAAAAGAAGCUUUCAGAAAUGAUUGGGGGUUCUGGAGCUGGUUCAGUUGGUUCAAUCUCAGUUACAGUUCAAACUUCUAGUGGAAGCAUUUCUUCUGCAGCGGUUUCUGAAGGAUCAUUUGUCAAAAAAUCGGCAGUAAGCAUGCUUAGUGGGAAGAAACCUGUUCAGGCUGUUCCUGCUAGUAAGAAAUGAGGGGCUGUAAAAUCGGGUGUCAAUAAGAAAGGAGAUGCUGUUGGACAGUUAAAAACAUCCAAACCAGCUGAACCUGAAGACGUUGAGGAAUGGUGAUUGACACUUUGUUAUUCCUUUUCAUGCAUGUGGGGGACUCCAAAACUUGUGCAGAAAAUGCCUACCAUACAGGUAAAUCUAUGGAUUUGGUUUUAACUUGGAUGAUUUUCAUGAUUUUC
Molecule: messenger RNA, 598 nt
Organism: Camellia sinensis
Lineage: Eukaryota; Viridiplantae; Streptophyta; Magnoliopsida; Ericales; Theaceae
Source: RefSeq, a predicted model, not a curated record